AUGAACAAGUUCACCCCUCCUUCGCUCGACCCGCCCAAGCAUGAGAUGGCCUAUUUCCCACAGAUGACCACUUCGCUACCAAGUGAGUCGGGCGACUUCCGCCGGGUCCUCUGGACGGGGUUGUACAGCCAGCUGGUUCUGAUGACGGUACCGGUUGAUGGUGAGAUUGGUGACGAGAAGCACACUGUCGAUCAGAUCCUGACCUUCACAUCCGGCCAAGGUAAAGCGACCAUCGCAGGCAUCGACCAGGAUGUCAAGGCAGGCGACCUCAUUAUCGUCCCGGCUGGCACGCAGCAUCAGUUCAUCAACACCGGGCCCACGCCGCUCAUCUUGUAUACCGUCUACUCCCCAGCCGAACACAAGCCCACAAGCGUGCAUAAGGACAAGGCGCAGGGCGACCGUGAAGAGGAGGAGGAUAUCGAUGUUCCGCCGGAAUGGAGCCAACGAAGCAAGGCAGAGAAUGAGAAGCUGGGCCUUGUUGAUCCUGAGGGACACUGA
Capronia coronata CBS 617.96 is the source of this 498-nucleotide messenger RNA. RefSeq lists its product as uncharacterized. Lineage: Eukaryota; Fungi; Ascomycota; Eurotiomycetes; Chaetothyriales; Herpotrichiellaceae. The transcript has 2 exons. The record is from RefSeq and is a predicted model, not a curated record. Bases 1 to 498 code for a protein of 165 amino acids.